AUGGCGCCCACCUACCCUCCAUCCGGCGCUGCCAUCGAGUACCCCUCACCCGCUGCUUCUCGUCGGGCUUCCGAGUGUUUCUCUGAAGUGAGCAUGAGCAGCAGCAGGAGGGGCAGCUUGGCUGGAUUUGCGUCGGACAUGGAGAGUACUGGGCAGUGGCAAUCUCUAGGAAGCGAAUCUAAGAGUCCUCUAGCACAAUUUGGAUUCUUCAAGGGUCUCACCGAUAAGAAGACAACAAGAGAGCGAAAGGAGCUAUACAUCAAGGCCCUCGAGCAGGAGGUGAUCCGUCUCAAGGAUACCUUUGCGGCUACUACGAGGGAACGGGACGCUUUCGCGGACGAGAACCGCCGACUGAGAGAGCUGCUCAUGGCACAUGGCAUCUCCUUCGACCACUCCAGCCCGGGGAGCAAUGGCAUGGGCCGCGUCGACAGCUCUGCCUACGGAAGCUCCACUGGCAGCAUGUCAGGCUACGGGCCAGGAUCAGCGUCGACUGGCUACACAUCGCCACCAACACGCGGAUCCAGCUCUCAUGAUGGAAUGAACGGUCAAGCCUUGACUCUUCAACAGCAACAAGCCCAGCAGUCUGGUCACCAUCAGCAGCAUUCGAUGGACUAUGACCAGAUCGGCAUUGACUUCGUCUUAACGUACGACCGAUCGCCUUAUCUUUCUCCUCCACCCCAGCAGUAA
Messenger RNA from Alternaria metachromatica, 687 nucleotides. RefSeq lists its product as uncharacterized. Gene Ontology annotation, molecular function: DNA-binding transcription factor activity. Lineage: Eukaryota; Fungi; Ascomycota; Dothideomycetes; Pleosporales; Pleosporaceae. The transcript has 2 exons. Gene Ontology annotation, biological process: regulation of DNA-templated transcription. The coding region runs from base 1 to 687 and encodes 228 amino acids. The record is from RefSeq and is a predicted model, not a curated record.